Messenger RNA from Nicotiana tabacum (common tobacco), 1147 nucleotides. RefSeq lists its product as uncharacterized. The record is from RefSeq and is a predicted model, not a curated record. NCBI's taxonomy places the organism in Eukaryota, Viridiplantae, Streptophyta, Magnoliopsida, Solanales, Solanaceae.
AAUUCGCUUCAGUGAGUUUACCCGGAUCCGACUCCACUCUUCCAAGUUCCAAGACUCGCCCCUUAAACCCCUCAAUUUCAUGCCUAAAAAGACCUUAUCUUUCAUGGCGUUUCUGAAACUAGUUUAAAAAUGGCAGUUUCUUAUACACAGUUUUCGAGUGUAUCUGCAAAACUUCAGUUCCCUACUAUGAUGUCUCUCAAACUUAAUUCUCCAGCCGCCAAUGGCUUUCAGAUUUUACGACCGUUGACUAAGUCUAAUAUGUGCAUUUUGAGCAUCAGAUCAUAUGGGACACGUCCAAUUGCAAGACCUAGAAUAGCCUGCAAUAUGAACAUAGCAGCUGGACAAUCUGAUGAACCUCACAAAUUUAACUUGGAGAACAUAAUAGACCGGGCAAGGAAAUUGUGGGACAGCACUCCUACACCUGUCAAGAGUUUCCCUUGGAAUAGAGCACUGGACAAUUUCGUUCAACUUAUUCUUGACAUUGUUUUGAUAGUCACCAAAUACUUGUAUGUACCAGUACUUGUAGUUACCUCAAUCAGUGAGUUGUCUUACUGUGCACAUGAAAGGAAGCUUUAUAUCACGCUGUUUCCUUUUCUUGUUGGUGUUGCUAUUGCUGGCAUCUUAAAGUCCGCAGCUCUGGAAUCAUCUCCAUCUCUCAAGAAUGCAGAAGUUCCUUGGCAUUUGAUUGCCAUUGGCUUUUUCUUCACUCUGCUAAAAUUGCCGGGACCAUAUUAUCCAUAUUGGGGUCGAAUUUUUAUUCCACACUUUGCAAAUGGGGCAUUGUUCAGAACCCUGUGGUUUGCUUUCCUCUGGUACAGAAGGCCUAGGAAGUCACUAGAAAAGACCCUGCCUGAUUCAGUAGUUAUUGAUCCUGAACAGAAGGAGCUAUAACUUCUUCGGCGUCGAAGUAUUUGGACUGGGGCAAAUCACUAUUUUUGGCAAAUUGUUGAUCAAGUUUGAAGAUCUUUGAUUUUCACUUUUAGAGGGGCUUUGGUUUUUAGUUCUAGAGAAGAAAGCUUCUUUGCAAUCAGAAAAUAGGUAUAGCAGUCGAAAGUUUUCACUGUAAACAUUUUCAGUCAGUAUAAUGCCCAACGUUGUGAGGAAGUGUCUCCCUUCUACUCUUUUUUAUUGUAUUUUGUUCUCGUUA